AUGAACAAUUUCAUAAGAAAAAGAAUGCAGAACGAGAAUCCCAUGGAGGUGAGGGCUGGGGCUCAGGUUCAGGAGGCAGUAGUGGAAAGGAGCCCCCUAAAAUAUGACAAGGAAAAAACAAGACAGCGAAGGAAGGACACCCCAAAACAGAAAAACCAACGCAAAUCGAGGUAUAACACUAAAACAAGAAAAUUAGAGCAUCACUUUCUUUCCACGGCUCACAGGCAACUAAAAAAUAUCCCCACCCCUAACAGAGGAGAAACAACAGUGGAGCCAGAUACAUACAAAAUUAAAGCUAAAGGAGUCAAGAACAACUAUCUCACUCAAAAUUCUCAUCACCGAGAAUCCCAAGAUUAUACUGUGAAAAGUAGGACCAGAAUAAAAAGAACCGUAAAGCGACUGACCUUAAGUCCCAUACGCGGAGAUUUUGAUGAUCACCA
Molecule: messenger RNA, 440 nt
Organism: Plasmodium inui San Antonio 1
Lineage: Eukaryota; Apicomplexa; Aconoidasida; Haemosporida; Plasmodiidae
Exons: 2
Source: RefSeq, a predicted model, not a curated record